AUGCAAUUCCGUGGAUCAUUCGAUGAACACAAGCAAGUUCCUCUUAAGUUUCUUGUUGAGUGUGUGCAGGGCCCGUUAGCAGAAAAAUGUGCUAAUGGUUCGUGGAAAACUACCCCCCUUAUCAAGUUAUAUCACAUGCUUCCUUACAUGGGGAUAAUCUGGUGCUGGCUAUCGAGGCUGGAGAUGGGAGUGACCUCUUCUGACCAAAAAGAAGGACAGAAUCAUUAUAGCAAUAACAAGUUUUUCGAUUCAUCUCCUGGACAAGUAGCUAGUCCCAUUGAUAUCUUUCAGGGCACAGAAAGAUAUGUUAAUCUCACAAGCAAGUUCAUCAAAAGAUUUGAAAUUCUGGAUUGUCAAAAUGGAGAUCUUGAGAACUUAGCUGAUGGUAGUGAGCAACCCGACAAGGGUUUAUCAGCUAGCCUUUCGAGAGGCGUGUAUGAGAUGCCGAUGAAAGUGGCUAGCACAAACAUCCUUGAAAAAGCAGAUGCUGUGAGUGAUGAUCCUGUAACUGAUCCUUCCAUUCAACUGUUUGGAAACACGGUGGUAGAGGACAGUUUGAGAGAGAAGUUAAAAGAAAAACAUGUUGGUGAUUCUGGUAAAAACAACGAAAGGAGAACAUGUCCUGAAAAUUUAGAUGAAGAACGAGUUGAAUGUUGCAAGGUUAUAUUAUCUAGUCCUCCAAGGUUGGUGAAGACUACAAAUAGAAACGACUUGUCUGAUACUUGCACAGAUAGUGAAGAUAACGAAAUGCGAAAUACAAAAAUAAGAGUUUAUUACCAUAAAAGGAUGAAAUAUACAGUACAACUUCAAGAAGCUGUACCAGAUAUAAAGGGUUUUCUCAUCAUUCUGGCGGCGCGAGAUGGAGGCAGAUUGGAGGCGAUUAUAGGCGAUUUUCAGGCGAUUUCCUCCGGUUCUUUACAUUCAAAUCUUACUAAAAAAAGAGAUGAGAAGGUAUGUGGAGUUGAGGGUUAUUUCACUAAGACGUGCAACCAAACUGGUGGUACUUCAUCAGGGGACCAACGAGCUCCGCUUGAGGCUAAAACUAAGCACAAUGUAAAAGUACAAGGUCCUUUGGAUUCUCUUAGGUCAAAUCAGCCUCAAAGAAGAUAUGAGAAGGUAUCCAGAGAUGAGGGUUAUCUUACUACCAUGGAUAACCAAACUGGUGCUGCUUCAAAUAAGAACCAACGAGCUCAACUUCAGGCAGAAAUGAAGGAAAACCAGCUAGUACUGUUUCCGGAUAAUUGUAUGCUCGAUUUAGGAGCACAGGCUACAUCAGCUUUGGACGUGGUGCAGAGUGCAUCAACACUUAUUUAUAGAAAAAUACAAGAACUGUACUCCCAACUCUGCAACACGGUGGAUGAACUAGCAUUAUGUGAAGAUAAUUUUGACAGAAUAUUGGGUGGAGACGCUGACUUGGCUCGUCAAUGUAUCAAUUCUAUCAUUAGUGGUAAGUUUCACUCACUAGUGGAGAAAAAAACACAAGUCCACCAUAAUGGUAAUCGGCCAGGUGAAAACAGAAUUUCUCAGCAUGGGAAUCCCACCAGAUUAUCCGAAGUCUAUCUUCCUGGAAAGUCAUCAUGUCAAGAUUUGGAGUAUACAUGUCAUAGGAAUGACUUCAGAGAGCCCCAGUUUCAAGUUAUACCUUCUGAUGGUGGAUUCCUGUCAUCUGUGACGGUGACAGGAAAAGAUUUCAAGCUUCAUGCAAAGGGUGGUGUAGGGUCUCAUCCUCAUGUAGCGAGGGAGACCGCUGCUGCUAAGAUGAUUUCUGAAAUGCGCAACACUUGGACCUCAACACCAGCAGCGGUGGAACCCACCAAAAAACAAAAGCUCGGGACUAGAACUCCUGCGGUGAAAGAGACCGCAGCAGCCACGUCUAAAGGACCAAAGAAGACUCGGCCUAAACGGAAGAAGCCCACGAUGGACGUCCCAACUAAUGCGCAGCCAACAUCAGUAGAAGACGGACUAGCCGACGCACAGUCAACUCCCAAGCCCGAUGCAAUCAAGGAUGAAGCCCCGAAGAGUUAUCGACCCAGGAGGAAUAGCGGGCGGCCCGCUAAGUACAAGGACUUUAGUUUUCAUUAAAAUAAUUCCUUGGAAUUGUUUUUAUCGUUUUUUGCAUUAUUUUCAGUAUAAUCAUUGAACUAUGUUGGGAUUAGAUUUAUUCAAAUAUUCUUGGGUUUUCUUCUUGAUUCUUUCCCAAGACGUAAGAGUCGAAUCAAGCAGGGUCGGGUUCUAUAAACAAUAAAACCCAUUAGAGGUCAAUUAUUGAGAAAUAAAGAUAUUCUUUCUUCUCACUCACGGUUCUCUUUGUUUUGUUGUCUCAACUUGGGUUUGAUGUCUCUUUUCUCC
Salvia hispanica is the source of this 2349-nucleotide messenger RNA. The record is from RefSeq and is a predicted model, not a curated record. Lineage: Eukaryota; Viridiplantae; Streptophyta; Magnoliopsida; Lamiales; Lamiaceae.